UUUUCGCUGGGCUUCGCUGGGCUUCGGGAAACGCGGGGAACGAGGCUGGCUGCUCGCCAUUUUUGGGUUCCCCACCCGCGAGUUUUCGGAACGCAAGGCUGACGGGCGUCCCGACGGCACUCGACUCGCGUCGCUCUACUCGCUCGGGUAGCGGUUGUUAUAGUUACGUGAGGAAAGUCGCAAAUAAAAAGCCGCCACCAUGGACGCGAUUAAGAAGAAGAUGCAAGCGAUGAAGCUUGAGAAGGACAACGCGCAGGAUAAAGCCGACACCUGCGAGGGACAGGCCAAAGAGGCAAACCUCCGCGCGGACAAAGUCCUCGAGGAAGUCAACGACCUGCAGAAGAAGUUGCAGCAGGUCGAGGCCGACCUUGUAGCCAACAAGCAGAACUUGGAGCAGGCUAACAAGGACCUCGAAGAGCGUGAAAAGUCCCUCACCAACGCUGAGUCCGAGGUGGCUGCUUUGAACAGGAAAGUCCAGCUGAUUGAAGAGGACUUGGAACGCUCUGAGGAGCGUCUGGGUACCGCGACGACGAAACUGACCGAAGCUUCCCAGGCGGCUGACGAGUCGAGCCGUAUGUGCAAAGUAUUGGAGAACCGCAGUCAGCAGGAUGAGGAGAGAAUGGACCAGCUCACGAACCAGCUGAAGGAGGCUCGUCUCCUUGCUGAGGACGCUGACGGAAAGUCCGACGAGGUAUCCCGCAAGCUGGCCUUCGUUGAAGACGAGCUUGAGGUAGCUGAGGACCGUGUCAAGUCCGGAGAAGCCAAGAUCAUGGAGCUUGAGGAGGAACUCAAGGUUGUCGGCAACAGCUUGAAAUCCCUGGAAGUGUCCGAAGAAAAGGCCAACCAACGAGUUGAGGAAUUCAAGCGCCAGCUCAAGACCUUGACUGUCAAGCUAAAGGAGGCCGAAGCUCGUGCAGAAUUCGCCGAGAAGACCGUCAAGAAGCUCCAGAAGGAGGUUGACAGGCUUGAAGACGAACUUGGAAUCAACAAGGACAGAUACAAGUCGUUGGCCGACGAGAUGGACUCCACCUUCGCCGAAUUGGCUGGAUAUUAAUAACUUAUGUUUACAAAUUAUCAGUAAUAUUACGAAUAUCAUUGAAAAUGUUCAAACCCUCCAUCGAAUACACGUUAAAAAAUUACG
Messenger RNA from Diprion similis, 1141 nucleotides. It is a transcript of the gene Tm2, whose product is annotated as tropomyosin-1. Gene Ontology annotation, cellular component: actin filament. Gene Ontology annotation, biological process: muscle contraction; actin filament organization. Gene Ontology annotation, molecular function: actin filament binding. Lineage: Eukaryota; Metazoa; Arthropoda; Insecta; Hymenoptera; Diprionidae. The transcript has 7 exons. The coding region runs from base 200 to 1054 and encodes 284 amino acids. The record is from RefSeq and is a predicted model, not a curated record.